AUGGCGACCUUCACCCCCUACACGUACUUCCAAUGUCCCUGCUCCGAAUCCUCGCCAAUCACGCGCCACCACCACCACAACGAUCGGCACUACCGGCGCCACAGACACACACGUAACGCGUCCGUGACCUCAAUCGUUUCCGCUGAUGACGAUGACGACGACGACAAGACAUUCGACCCCCGCGCGACGCGCUCAAACUUUUCGCUGUACCCCCUCGAAUAUCUGUUAUGCACCCGCAGCUGCUUCACCUGCCCGAUCUGCGUCGGUCCCUUAUCCGUGACCUCUCUUGAGACCAAACCUGACCCCAACCUCCUCUCCGCACCCCCCUCCGACUCGGCGCCUACCUCUGGCCCCUACGCCCUCGUCUGCUCCUACUGUCUCUGGUCGUCCACCGAACUCGGGAUAAAAUUUGACAAGCCGAACUCCAUCUCCUCUCAGCUGCACAAACUCCGAAACGGCGGCGCCACAAGGCUCACACCCAAGGAACGGAAAGAACGCCGCAAAGACCCGGGAUAUAAACCCAUCUUAGUGCAGGGCGAGGACCCGUUGGAUCCGGAGAGUCACUUUGCGGCGCUCAAGACGUUUUAUCAGUCACAACUGUCAGACCCUAAUUCUGACUCGUCUGGGUUCGGGACGUCGUCGAGCCUGGGGGAGCUGGGGUUCUCGUCUUCUGCGUCACUCUCCCGUAUCAUGUCUCUUUAUACCGGGGGAUUACUGGCAGAUAAAAAAGCCAAAAACCGCGUCGGGGCAAUGCGUGAGGCCAUAACGCCCGACGAGGGGCUGCAGCUUUGUCAGUUGGACGAGACCGCGCAGAUUGCGCGCCUGAAAAAAGUAGGGUGGGAGGGGACCGCCAGCAAUGGGCAAAUGGCAGAGCAAAUGCCGGCCGUGACAGCGGGAGAGGUGCAGAUGUAUGGACGGGGAAGGCACAUUAUCAGUAAACCUGAGGCCAAAGUGCAGACAACGAGGUUUAGGAUAAGGCUUGUGGCGACGAACUACGUCCCGUCGAUAUCUAUACGUCGACUGAACCCUUCACAGACCGGGGCAGGAAGUAGCUCGGGCGGCGGGAGUCUGAGCUCGCUAGGGGAUUUUCUCGAACCCGUCAAGCCAGCCCACUUCAUCCUAACCUUCAAAAACCCCCUUUUCGACGCCGUCAAGGUGACCCUCGCCACACCGGCCAUCACACCGGGACGUUUCGCCUCCCGCGUGACGGUCCUCUGCCCCGAGUUCGAAAUCGACGCGAACACCGACGUCUGGGACGAAGCCCUCAAAGAUGGCAGCAAUAAACGUGACAGCAAGGAACUUCGCCGGCCCAAGACCGCAGCUGAAGAAAGUGCCGCAGCCGCAGCGGGGGGAGGGUUGCAGUUGGAGGUGGGCAAGAUCUGGGAGAGGGGGAGAAAUUGGGUGAGUAUUGUUGUGGAGGUGGUGCCAGCUUCGUUGAGGCAGCCUGUUGAUGGAGGAAGAGUGGGGCCGAUUAGGGAGGAUGAGGAUGUCGUGGAGGUGCCGAUGUUUGUUAGGGUGGAGUGGGAGACUGAAGCAGGGGGGGAUGACGAGAUUCCAGGGGCGGGGAAAAAAGAGGGGGAGGGGGGGAAAGAGGGGAAGGAGAAGAGGGAACUGGCGUAUUGGGUUGUGCUGGGAGUCGGAAGGAUUAAGCAAAGUUAG
Messenger RNA from Thermochaetoides thermophila DSM 1495, 1659 nucleotides. RefSeq lists its product as uncharacterized. The record is from RefSeq and is a predicted model, not a curated record. The transcript has 3 exons. Lineage: Eukaryota; Fungi; Ascomycota; Sordariomycetes; Sordariales; Chaetomiaceae. Bases 1 to 1659 code for a protein of 552 amino acids. Gene Ontology annotation, cellular component: dynactin complex.